AAAAAAAAAAAAGAACUGUGAUAACGGAAGCUAUGGCGGAUGGCAACACAUACAGUCGGCGGCUGCGCAGCCGUAGACGCUCGGAUUCGACGUCUUCAGAGGAUGAGGUAGAGCUUCAGCACGUCACGAGGAGCGGAGGUCGGCGCUACGGAGUCUACACGCCUGAGCCUGUGCAGCGUACGCUGGAAUUGCGCUCAGACGCGCUCGAAGAUGACGACGACGAAGACGACAGCGACUUUGAGGAGCUAGAUGACUACGGCGAGACAGUGUACCGCAGCACGACGUACUGUCCUCCUCAGGUGGACGAAGAGGACGUACAUGAGCCUGAUGAUGUCCACGAAGACGAGGAAGUGGACGUUGAAGAUCAGGAGACGCCCGAGCACGAAGUUCAACGCUCUGAGCUCAAAAGACGAGCAGCAGGUGCUGCUGCCUACUUUAAGAGACCCAAUGAUGCAAGCGGACUGUGGCAGAAAGUCACAGAAUCCAAGGUAGUGAAGACAAUCUCGAAGUAUCUACGGAGAUUCUGGCGCUUCGUGCUUCGUAAUUCGUUCAUGGCCGUGAACGUGUUGUGGCUAUUAGCGCCAUUGUGCUGCUUCGUGAUUGCAAUUACUGUCCCACACUAUUUGACGACGGUGACCCAGUACGUGGACGUAUUGUCUUCCAAAGUGAUUGGGUUUCGCGGAGGUGCCGAUGCUGGAGUAGAGAAGGGAGCGAUGCGCUCUGUCGUGCAGGAGAUCGUGGACAUGAAGUUGGUUGGACUGAACGAGGAGAUCGGUCUACUGCGUCAAACUGUGCAGAUUCAGGAGCGUGAGAUUGAAGCGCUUAAAUUGCUGCACGACACGCUACGUCAUGAUCACGAUGAAGAGCACCAGAAAUUCAGUCUUGCAGAACCCGGUAGCGCCAUCAACGUCCACAUUGAAAAAGUUGUUACCAAGCACACUGGCGAAUUGUGGGAGAAAUUCAUGGACAGCACUUCGCGACUACAACAAGACCUGCAGACUGCAACGAAGCAACAGUCGGUGCUUUCUUCGGUACUGAAGGAGCAGGAGGAGAAGAUGGACUCUGUUCAAACCAUCGUGGAGAAGACAGCAUCGACGCCAAUACCGGAUACAGCAAGCGAGAACGCGAGAGAGAUGAGGAAAGAAUUUACUCAGUGGCGUGAAUCAUUUGAGCGCGAGUUGCAGUUUGAGAUGCAGCGUAAAGUGCAAGACAUUGAGAAUCGCAUGUCAAGAGUGCUACAAGAUGAGAAGGACGCUCUCUCAUCAAGCGCUGAUGCUCUACGUGGCUUGGAUGCCACUGAUCCAGGGAUCCUCCGGGUUAUUGAAGUUGCGGUUCAGGCUGUUGAGAUCAAGAAGACAGGACGAGUGGAUCAUGCAGCUCUUGCCAACGGGGCCUCAGUCAUUCAUUCAGAACGCGAUCUCCUUUACCAGGACAGUUCAUCUCCAGUACAGUUGCUAACCCAACUUGCAGGAUUAAGCGACCCCGACGAUGACGGUAGAUUUACCUCGCCCUCUUACCGUCGCGCACCUGCUCCAUUCCUGGGGCAGUUGCUGUCUUCUGGAGAAAAUCCGUGGUGGCUUUCGCGCCACAAUGGUCGACCAGAAACCGCACUAUCGGAAACGAUGGAAAUAGGAAGUUGCUGGGGCAUUGCCGGCUCAUCUGGCCGCCUCUCGCUGAAGUUCGCACAACAAAUUGUUGCUGACGCGAUCACCAUCGAUCACAUUCCCGCACAAAUUGCGGCCGACUUCAGUUCUGCACCAAAUAAGUUCCGUGUUUUGGGCAUAUCGGGUCACCCUCUGCGAGAAACUGUGGAGUUUAUUCCCUUCGGAAACUUUUCAUAUGCUAGCAAUGGUCCGGCUAGCCAAACUUUCAAGCUUACCUCGCCCCUGAGUCAACGUUCGGCUAUCGAUGGUAUUACCCUGGAUGUGCUGUCAAACCAUGGUAAUCCCGAGUACACCUGCCUGUAUCGCUUUCGGGUGCAUGGCCAACCUGCAUAAGGGCGAAUAAAGUAGCGAUAAAACACUCAACAGUAGCAGUCGAAGCAGGAUUAACACAAUUUAUUCUAUGAGAAUGAAGUAUAUCUUCUCCUUGGCUAGGCGUA
This is a messenger RNA of Phytophthora nicotianae INRA-310, 2101 nucleotides long. RefSeq lists its product as hypothetical. Bases 33 to 1997 code for a protein of 654 amino acids. Gene Ontology annotation, biological process: nuclear envelope organization. The transcript has 7 exons. Lineage: Eukaryota; Oomycota; Peronosporomycetes; Peronosporales; Peronosporaceae. The record is from RefSeq and is a predicted model, not a curated record. Gene Ontology annotation, cellular component: nuclear envelope. Gene Ontology annotation, molecular function: protein-membrane adaptor activity.